GGUAAAGUCAAGAGUCUCACUGGUACACUGAGGAGCCCUGCCGUGUCUGUGAUAUCAGCUACACUGAGGAGCACUGAGGAGCACUGCCGUGUCUGUGAUAUCAGCUAUACUGAGGAGCACUGCCGUGUCUGUGAUAUCAGCUAUACUGAGGAGCACUGCCGUGUCUGUGAUAUCAGCUAUACUGAGGAGCACUGCCGUGUCUGUGAUAUCAGCUACACUGAGGAGCACUGCCGUGUCUGUGAUAUCAGCUAUACUGAGGAGCACUGCCGUGUCUGUGAUAUCAGCUACACUGAGGAGCACUGAGGAGCACUGCUGUGUCUGUGAUAUCAGCUACACUGAGGAGCACUGAGGAGCACUGCCGUGUCUGUGAUAUCAGCUACACUGAGGAGCACUGCCGUGUCUGUGAUAUCAGCUACACUGAGGAGCACUGAGGAGCACUGCCGUGUCUGUGAUAUCAGCUACACUGAGGAGCACUGAGGAGCACUGCCGUGUCUGUGAUAUCAGCUACACUGAGGAGCACUGAGGAGCACUGCCGUGUCUGUGAUAUCAGCUACACUGAGGAGCACUGAGGAGCACUGCCGUGUCUGUGAUAUCAGCUACACUUCCAUUGUUUUACUGGCUGUUAUCAUUGCAGACACACUUGUGUUUUAGAUCUGUUUUUAUUUUGUGUGUACUUGUCUAAGCAGAGAAAGAUGUCCAGUUUAAAGGAGGUCUGUGGGGGCUUGCCUUUGAACCCUCUACCCCCAAACCAAGGAAGGAGCAACCGGGUACCCCACGCUCCGGUCAGGGUCCCCAACCUGACACCCCAAGAGGAAAAGCUGGCCCUGCGCAAUGCCCUGCGGUACUUCCCUCCUGCCGUUCACGAGGUUCUGGCUGCGGAGUUUGCUGAGGAGCUGCGGCUGUACGGACACAUCUACAUGUAUCGCUUCUGCCCAGGGAUCCCUAUGAGAGCCUAUCCUAUCAACAGCUACCCCUGCAAGACCAAACAAGCGGCUGCUGUGAUGCUCAUGAUCAUGAACAACCUGGAUCCCUGUGUAGCUCAGUUUCCCCAGGAGCUUGUCACCUACGGUGGGAAUGGCCAGGUGUUCAGUAACUGGGCUCAGUUCUGGCUGGUGAUGCAGUUCCUGUGUGAGAUGACGGAGGAGCAGACUCUGGUGAUGUACAGCGGGCACCCCGUGGGUCUGUUCCCCAGCCACCGCGACGCCCCGCGGGUCGUCAUCACCAACGGCAUGGUUAUCCCCAAUUACUCCUCCAGGGAUGAAUAUGAGAAGAUGUUUGCCUUGGGGAUCACAAUGUAUGGACAGAUGACCGCAGGAAGCUACUGCUACAUUGGGCCGCAGGGAAUCGUCCACGGCACAGUGCUCACUGUGUUGAAUGCUGGCCGGAGGUACCUGGGCUCCAGUGAUCUGGGGGGGAAGGUGUUUGUCACGGCCGGUCUGGGGGGGAUGAGCGGGGCUCAGGCCAAGGCAGCGGUCAUCGCUGGGUGCAUCGGGGUCAUCGCAGAGGUGGACCAGGCUCCUCUAAAGAAGAGGCACGAGCAGGGCUGGCUGAUGGAGAUUACCAGUGACCUGGACCGCUGCAUUCAGAGGAUCAGGGACGCCAGGAUGAAGAAAACGCCCCUGAGCCUGGGGUACCAUGGCAACGUGGUAGAUCUUUGGGAGAGGCUGGUGCGUGAGUACGAUACUACAGGAGAGCUGCUGGUGGACCUGGGCUCUGACCAGACCUCCUGCCACAACCCCUUCAGCGGAGGGUACUGCCCAGUGGGGCUCACCGAGCAGGAGGCCGGCCAGUUGAUGCACUCCGAGCCGGCCAGGUUCCGCAGCCUGGUGCAGGAGAGCCUCAGAAGACACAUCGCUGCCAUUAACAAGCUGGCGGACAAGGGCUUGUUCUUCUGGGACUACGGGAACGCGUUCCUGCUGGAAGCGAAGCGGGCUGGUGCUGAUGUGGAGAAGAGUGGAGCUGGGAAGACAGAGUUUAAAUAUCCUUCCUACGUUCAGCACAUCAUGGGGGAUAUAUUCUCCCUGGGAUUCGGACCGUUCCGCUGGGUCUGCACCUCGGGGGACCCCGAAGACCUGGCCACCACCGAUGUCAUCGCCUCGACAGUGCUGGAGGACAUCGGCAAAGGAGUGUCUGACUUGGUGAGACAGCAGUACGAUGACAACAUCCGCUGGAUACGGGAGGCUGGCAAGCACAACAUGGUGGUGGGGUCCCAGGCCAGGAUCCUGUACUCGGAUCAGAAAGGACGGGUCUCCAUCGCGCUCGCCAUCAACACGGCCAUCGCUGACGGACGCAUCAAGGCUCCAGUGGUAAUCAGCAGAGACCACCAUGACGUCAGUGGGACAGACAGCCCCUUCAGAGAAACAUCCAAUAUCUACGAUGGGUCUGCUUUCUGUGCAGACAUGGCCGUGCAGAACUUUGUAGGGGAUGCUUUCAGAGGCGCCACGUGGGUUGCACUGCACAACGGAGGAGGAGUUGGAUGGGGAGAAGUUACUAACGGUGGGUUCGGGCUGGUUCUCGACGGUUCUGGAGAUGCUGCAAGGAGAGUCACAAUGAUGCUGAACUGGGAUGUUUCUAAUGGGGUGGCUCGACGGUGCUGGUCAGGGAAUGACAAGGCCUAUGAGACGAUCUGCCAGACCAUGCGGGAGCACAGUGACCUGAGAGUGACCCUGCCACACAGCGUGGCGGACGAGGGGCUGCUGGACAGGGCUCUGCGGCACUGAGAGAGGAAUUCAAUCACAAACCACAUGACCACAUGACUGCGGUCGUGUGGCGCAGCUGUCGUUUGAUUGAAUCUGUCCCUAAGAUGGUUUUCAAAUCCUAGGAAAGGGCUUUCAGUUCUCUUCUCUUGGCUUUUGUCUCCUAUGUGUUUUUAAGCAUUUGAAGUUUGAAGUUUCUAAUGGCCUGGAAUUGUAAGAGGUGUUAACGUGUUCAUGUUUGGUUCAGGUAUCACAGUAAACUAAACUAUAAUAAAUAUUAAAUUUCA
Molecule: messenger RNA, 2983 nt
Organism: Acipenser ruthenus (sterlet)
Lineage: Eukaryota; Metazoa; Chordata; Actinopteri; Acipenseriformes; Acipenseridae
Product: urocanate hydratase-like
Exons: 20
Coding region: 693-2720 (675 amino acids)
Biological process (GO): L-histidine catabolic process
Molecular function (GO): urocanate hydratase activity
Source: RefSeq, a predicted model, not a curated record